This is a messenger RNA of Sclerotinia sclerotiorum 1980 UF-70, 348 nucleotides long. RefSeq lists its product with no specific name. Bases 1 to 348 code for a protein of 115 amino acids. The record is from RefSeq and is a predicted model, not a curated record. NCBI's taxonomy places the organism in Eukaryota, Fungi, Ascomycota, Leotiomycetes, Helotiales, Sclerotiniaceae. The transcript is spliced from 2 exons.
AUGUCGAUGCCGCAGAGUAGUAUAUGCCGCAUUUGGUUUCCGCCGCGACCCUUGGGUUUUUCUUCCUAUAAAGGAAGCUCCUUGAAGUUGAAGCACAUCCAUCCGCAUCCAUCAUCACCACCGACCUCUCGCCUAUUCAUGAUUAACCCUUAUUCCUCCAAACCUAACUGCGCCUUCGAAGUUGAAGACUUGAAUAUCGUACAGAUCUAUCUUAAAGCCCACUUCGACAUCAUCCAUAUACGAGAAUUAUUUGGCUGUUGGGGGAAAAUUUUCGGCAAAAGCUCCACGAUUUUAAAGGAGAGUAAAGCUAAAACAAAAGCUGCGGUCUUUAAAGAUUUGAACAUGUAA